AUAUGUUGUCUUUGCCGAGUUGUGUCACUCUUUUACUCAGUGUAAGCUUUGUGAUUGGCGAAAUAACAAAUCAAGGAUGGUGGAAAAAUGCAGUUUUUUAUCAGGUUUAUCCUCGAAGUUUCAUGGAUGCUAAUGGCGAUGGAAUUGGCGAUUUACAAGGUAUAAUCAACAAAUUAGAAUAUUUCAAAACUACAGGAAUUACAGCAAUAUGGUUAUCUCCAAUAUAUACUAGCCCAAUGGUAGACUUUGGCUAUGAUAUUUCAAAUUUUCGAGAUGUCGAUCAAACUUUCGGAACAAUGAAAGACCUAGAAAAUUUAAUAGAAAGGUCCAAGCAACUAGGUGUUAAAAUCAUUAUGGAUUUGAUACCUAAUCAUACUUCUAAUAAACAUGAAUGGUUUAUCAAAAGUACUAACAAUGAACAAAAAUAUAAUAAUUAUUAUGUUUGGCGAAAAGGGAAAAAUAAUGACAACAAUACUGCGCCAAAUAAUUGGAUUAGCGUUUUUAGUGGAUCUGCUUGGAAGUAUAAUUCAAACCGUGAUUUAUGGUAUUUGCACCAGUUUGAAUAUAGGCAACCUGAUUUGAAUUACAACAAUCCUGAUGUUCGACGAGAAAUAGAGGAGAUCAUAAAGUUUUGGUUAGGUAAAGGCAUUGAUGGUUUUCGAAUAGACGCAAUUCCCUAUGUGUAUGAAAAUGACGACUUUCCGGAUGAACCAUUAUCGAAUGCAUCUGGAGUUACGAGCCAAGAAUAUGCUUAUUUAAACCACAUAUAUAGCACAGACAAUUAUCGGACAUAUGAAUUAGUCAAAAGUUGGAGAAAAAUAUUAGAUGAUUGGUCUGAUACACAUAAUGAAGAUGAAAAAAUUUUAUUCACUGAAGCCUAUACAAAUUUACUUAACACAACUAAAUAUUACCGAUUUGGAUCACAAGUACCUUUUAAUUUUAACUUCAUUACGAAUGUACAUAAUAAUUCGAAGCCUGCAGAAUUCAAAAAAGUAAUUGAUGAUUGGAUAGCUCAAACGCCAAUAAAUGCGUCAGCUAAUUGGGUGAUGGGUAAUCACGAUCGCAGUCGUACUGCUACACGGUACCCAGGAAGAGCCGAUCAAAUGACGAUGUUAGCAAUGAUACUGCCAGGCAUUGCUGUUACUUACAAUGGAGAAGAAAUUGCUAUGGAAGAUAAAUUGGAUAUCAGCUGGAAAGCGACCCAGGAUCCGCAAGCUUGCAACACUGAUCCUAAACAUUACAAAAUAUAUUCCCGCGAUCCCAAUAGAACACCAUUUCAAUGGGAUGAUUCAAAAAACGCAGGUUUUAGCACUAAUGAUACCACAUGGUUACCCAUUCAUGAAAAUUAUAAAACCAUAAAUUUAGCAAAGCAAAUAAAGGACGUAGAAUCACAUUAUAAUCUUUAUCGAAGAUUAAUUAUGUUGAGAAGUAAUUCCAAUGUUUUAAAGAAUGGAACUUUAAAAAUAGAAAUUUUAAAUAAUGAUGAAGUUUUGUCAGUUAUAAGACAGUAUGAAAAUGAAAACGUUAUUCUUUUAAUUAAUUUUUCUAAUGAUAAAUUGCAACACAUAAAUGUUUCCUCCCACACAAAUGGAGUUACCAAUGGAACAAUUUACAUAUCUAGUGUACAAUCGGGAAUUAAAUGGAAUUCAUCAGUAUCUGUCUCAAACAUUACGUUAAAAGGUAAAGCUUCAUUAAUUCUAUUAGUAAAAUCGAAUGCAUAUACGAAUGGAACAACUUUAACGUUGGUAUCAAUAAAAUUAUUGAUUUCAAUAAUAUUAAUUUCUCUUUUUAAAUUAACAUAAUCUAACAAAG
Messenger RNA from Ceratosolen solmsi marchali, 1812 nucleotides. RefSeq names its product maltase 2-like. The coding region runs from base 3 to 1802 and encodes 599 amino acids. The transcript is spliced from 8 exons. The record is from RefSeq and is a predicted model, not a curated record. Gene Ontology annotation, biological process: carbohydrate metabolic process. NCBI's taxonomy places the organism in Eukaryota, Metazoa, Arthropoda, Insecta, Hymenoptera, Agaonidae.